This is a messenger RNA of Emys orbicularis (European pond turtle), 567 nucleotides long. It is a transcript of the gene C22H1orf159, whose product is annotated as chromosome 22 C1orf159 homolog. NCBI's taxonomy places the organism in Eukaryota, Metazoa, Chordata, Testudines, Emydidae. The record is from RefSeq and is a predicted model, not a curated record. Bases 1 to 567 code for a protein of 188 amino acids. The transcript is spliced from 8 exons.
AUGGAUAUCCAGAGACAGAAUGGCUUUUCUGUUUCACAGCCAGAAUGCUGUAUGGAUGUAUUGGAUGCUAACAGCACCUGCCCAGUCACUAACCAGUGCAGUCCAGGUUGUUACAGAGAGUGGAAUGAGGAUGGGAGUAGCAGUUGCAUUAAAUGCAAGAAUGAAACCACUUCUGUUGCGUCAACUUACAAUCUGACCGAUUGUAGAAAUACUGGUACCAGAGGAAUGAAUUUUCAAAUGAAUAUAAGUACCGUAACCCCCUUUCUACAGAAUAUAGGGGGCCCAGAAGUGGCAGCCUCUCUCAUUUUAGGGACAUUCUUCAUCAGUUUAUUCCUGAUACUGUCUGUGGCUUCAUUCUUCUACCUCAAACGUGCCAAUAAACUUCCAAAUAUGUUCUACAGAAGAAAUAAAGCAUCAGUUCUGCAGCCCAGUGAAACAGCAUCAAUGAUACCUCCACCUACUUCUUCAGUUCGAAAGCCACGCUACGUCAGACGAGAGCGAUCGUUAGUGAUGUCUGCAUCCUCCGCUAUGAUCCCUUCUGCAGAAACCAGGGUCAGCAAUGUUUAG